GGGGGUGGGGAGGCGAGUGGGUGAAGGGAGGGAGUGUAAAUAGAGGGAAGGAGGUCUCGCGGCUGUCCUGCCACCUCCGAGCGACUCUCGAGGAGCCCCAGUUGGAGAUGGAUGAAGACGAGCAGGAGGAGCGGCGCAGGAAAGUGGAGGCUGGGAGAGCCAAGCUUGCUAGCUUCCGACAGAGAAAAACAAAAAGUGACUGUCCGAAUUCGAAGAAAAAGACGGCGAAGAGGAAGGGUUCGGCUGUCAAUGCGCCUGUCCAGGAGGAGGAUUCGGUAGCCACUCCAAACAGUGAGCUUCCCCAAGGAGAGGCUGGUUUUGAAAGCACGUCAUGCAGCAGCACCCUGGAGGGGAGCACAGGGGAGUUUGCAGCUCAGGAACGACAAGACUGUGACCUGGAUGAGCCUGGCCUGCAGCCGCAGCCACAGCAGCAGCUGCAGCCACAGCAGCAGCCGCAGCCACAGCAGCAGCCGCAGCCACAGCAGCAGCCGCAGCCACAGCCACCCCAGACAGGACACAGCCUUGAGCUGGAAGCGCUGCGCCUGAGCCUGAACAACAUGCAUACGGUACAGCUGGAGCUGACACAGGCCAACCUGCAGAAGGAAAAGGAGACGGCGUUGACGGAGCUGCGGGAAAUGCUCAAUGGCCGGCGGGCCCAGGAGCUGGCGCUGCUGCAGAGCAGGCAGCAAUGUGAGCUGGAGCUGAUGCGGGAGCAGCAUGCCCGGGAGAAGGAGGAGGUGGCACUCCGCUGUGGGCAGGAAGCAGCUGAGCUGAAGGAGAAGUUACGUUCAGAAAUGGAGAAAAACGUCCAGAUGAUAGAGACUCUGAAGCAAGAUUGGGAAUCUGAGAGAGAGUUAUGUCUGGAAAAUCUCCGCAAGGAAUUGUCUGCGAAGCACCGGUCGGAAAUGGAGGGUUUGCAAAACCAGUUUCAGAGAGAAUUAGCGGAACAGAGGGCUGAGCUGGAGAAGAUUUUUCAAGCCAAACAUGAGGCUGAAGUUUCCCUGAAGGAGACCCAGCACCAGGCAGCUGUCAAGAAGUUACAGGAAGACCUGCAGUCGGAGCACUGCCAGUAUUUACAAGAUUUAGAGAUGAAAUUCAGAGAAAAGGAAAAAGAGAAAGAGUUGGAGUUAGAGAAUCUUCAAGCAUCCUAUGAAGACCUGAAGGCUCAGUCCCAAGAAGAAAUUAGACGCCUAUGGUCCCAGCUUGAGUCUGUGAAAACCAAUACAGAGGGACUGAAUGGGUCAUGGGAGCCGCUUGUGGCCCAGGACUCUCACCGGGAGGAGCUGGAGCAUCUGCGGUCAGACUUUGCGAAGCAGCAGCAGCAAGAGCGAGCCCAGCAUGAAUUGGAGCUGGAGCACCUGAGGGUCUAUUUUGAGAAGAAGCUGAGGGAUGCUGAGAAGACAUACCAAGAAGACCUGACCUUGUUCCAGCAACGGCUGCAGGAGGCCAGGGAGGAUUCUCUGGAGUCUGGAGAGAUCAGUUCGGCCUGUAUAUUUCCAGAGGAGACACCCGGCCGAGGAAGAAAGGAGCAAUUUGAUCCACUUGAUCUUCGGCUGGAACAGCCGGAGGAGAACUCAGCAAGUUUACAAGCAGGGCUGGAAGAAGACCCCAGGCACGAAACAGGUGUGUUGAGUUCUUCCCUCGACUUCCAACUCCAGGAGGACGAGUCACACAGCUCCCACCUGAGGCCUGAGGAAGAAGAACAGGAGAGCCUCCCGCUUGUCCUCUCAGACCAGCACAGCCAAGAGCUUGCCCCAGAAUACCUGCAGUGCGCACAGGACAUGGCUGUGGAGGCCGAUGCCCGGGUGGCUGCCAGAAUCCUGACUCUGGAAGCUGAACACAAGGUUAAACUUUCACUUCUUCAGACGGAGCUCAAGGAAGCAGUUGAACUCUUGAAAACAGAGAACAGGAGUUUACAGGAGAAACUGCAGUACGAGACCCACCUGAGAGAGGAGCUGGAGAGUGUCAAACAUAGUCUAGUUGAAGACCAUCAGGUAAAACUAAGUAAAGCCGAGGAGAAGAUUCAGCUAAUGAAAGAAGAGUUCCACAAAAAGGAAGCUGAGUGGGAGCGUUCCCAGGAGGAUCUCAGGAGAGACGCUGAAGGGAGACUAACCUCCAUGUUUCUUGAGCUAAGAGAAAAGGCCGAGAGUGAGAAACAGUCCAUAAUAAGCAGGUUUGAGCUCCGGGAGUCUGGCAUGAGGCACCUGCAGGAGCAGCAGGCGGCCCAGAUCUUGGACCUGGAGAGAUCUCUGAUGGAGCAGCAGGGCCGCCUGAGGCAGCUGGAACAAGAGCUCACUAGAGAUGAAGUUCUGCCCUGCAGCCGCUGCGGCCAGGAGCCCCUUGCGGCCCAGGAUGAGGAGCACAUCACGCUGCUCCGUGAGAAGGAAGACUGUGCCCUGCAGCUGAUGAUGGCCCAGAAUAGGUUUUUGGAAGAGCGGAAAGAGCUUAUGGAGAAGUUCGCCAAGGAACAGGAUGCUUUCCUUCGGGAUGCCCAGGAGAAGCACGCCCACGAGCUCCAGCUACUGCAGCAGGGACACCAGCAGCAGCUUCAGGCCCUGAGGAUAGAGCUUGAGACCCAGCACCACUCUGAGCUCGCCGAGCAGCUCGCCUCCCUGGAGAGCAAGCAGCAGGCACUUGUUGAGUCUCACGUGGCUGAACUGCAGGUAAAACACAAUGCUGAGAUUAGCACUUUGCAGAUGAAACAUUUGGCAGAUUUGCAUGCGGUGGAAUCCUUUUACUUGACCGACAUUGAGACUAUUCGGGAUGAGCACAGAAAGGCUUUGGAGCUUUUGCGAGCAGAGCUCGAGGAGCAGCUACAGAAAAAGGACUCUUCUCACAAUGAGAUUUUGACUCAUGAGCUGGAAAAACUAAAACUGAAACACGCCGAGGAGCUUCAGUCUGCAAAAGACAGCUCGAGAAUCAAAAUGCCUGCCAAAUACACAGAGGAAGCGAAGGGCCUGGCCACUGACUUGCAAGGGACACAACAGGAAGAACUGGCUGUGACUGUUCACAAUCAAAGGCACCUGCUAGGGAAAGAUGGAAAUGCUGCUUUAGGUAGCGUGGGUGCCAAGGUCCUGCUGCACCCAACCGUGCCUCAGGAGCUGGGAGACCCACACACCGCUGAAAUGCAGAAGCCACAAGCAGAGCUGGUCAAACCUCAAGAGCUGCCGGCAUCUCAGGAACAGGCUGCACUGCUGAAAGGCCAGGUCUUCUCGCUGAGUCGGGAGGUGGAAGAGUGCCGAGCUGAGCUGGAGAGGCUGCAGCAGAGGAGGGAGCGGGAGAACCAGGAGGGCGCCACUCUCAUCUGCAUGCUCAGGGCUGAUGCAGACCUGGCUCGGAGCGAAGGGAAGGUACUCCAAGAUGCUCUGAGGAGACUGCUUGAUUUGUUUGGAGAAACACUGAAGACAGCUGUCACCCUAAAGAGCCGAAUCAGUGAGCGUGCGGGUCUCCUCCUGGACCAUGUGGAUGCUACGGAUACAAGCGAUGCCCGGUUAGCAGCUGCAGCCCUUGGCGAUAUGUGGUCUGAUGAGGGUCUACUUGAGAUAGACAGAACUUUGCCUGAAGGGGCAGAAACGUCUUCAGUGUGUGAAAUUAGCAGUCAUGUGUGUGAAAGCUUUUUUAUGAGCCCUGACAACACACUGGAAUGUGAGCAGCCAAUUAGGAAAGUCUACCAGAGCCUCAGCAGGGCUGUUGAUGGCCUCCUGGAGAUGGCCCUGGACUCCUCCAAACAGCUGGAGGAAGCACGCCAGCUCCAUUGCUGUGUGGAGAAAGAGUUCCGUCAUAGGAACGAGGAGAUGGCACAGUCUGUGCAGAAGCAACAGGAGCUGCUGGAACACCUGAGGCAGGAGAGUGCCGCCAAGGAUGGGCUGGCGCUGGAGCUGCACACAGCAGAGGGUCUCCUGGAAGGACUCAAGGUGGAGAAAGCAGAUCUGCAGGAGGCUCUGGGCAAAAAGGAGGAGUCGGAGCAGCAGCUGAUCCUGGAGCUAGAGAGCCUGCGGAAGCAGCUGCAACAAGCAGCCCAGGAGCUGGCCACUCUGAGGGAAGAAAACUCUGUCCUGUCGAGCCAGAAGGAAACUCUCACUAAUGAAGCAAAGGAACGAGAAGCUGGUACUCCCAUCUCUGCAACACACAAGGACACAGCGCUGCAGAAGGAAGUGGAGUCUCUGUCCAGAGACCAGUGGGAGGCCAGGAAGCAGUCUGAGAAGGACCGUGCCACCCUGCUCUCUCAGAUGCGAGUCUUGGAGUCCGAGUUGGAGGACCAGCUUGUGCAGCACCGCGGCUGUGGCCAGCUGACUGAGGAAGUGGCCACCCUGAAGCAGGAGCUGGCUGCCCUAGACAAGCAUUUACGUAGCCAGCGUCAGUUCAUGGAUGAGCAGGCUGCUGAGCGUGAGCACGAGCGAGAAGAGUUCCAGCAGGAGAUCCAGAGGCUGGAGGAGCAGCUCCGCCAGGCAGCCCGGCCACGGCCUCCUGGGCCCCGUGACAGCCAGUGCGCACAGCUAGAUGAGGAGGUGGAAUUAUUACAAGAAAAAUUGAGAGAGAAAUUAGAUGGAUUCAAUGAAUUGGUCAUAAAGAAAGAUUUUGCAGAUCAACAAUUGUUAAUUCAAGAAGAAGAAAUUAGACGUCUUGAAGAGAAAAAUGUCAACAUACAAAGACAAAUGGCCCAGCUCCAGGAAGAACUGGAAAAACAGAAAAAAAACUUGGAAGAAUUAAAAGAUAACGAGGUCCUAAAGCAAGAGCACACGAGGGACCUUCUGCUACCACCUGUAUCACAGCGUAGGCUGCAUGAAGCCGGGUGUCCCGUGCCUUUUCAGGACAGCUUCUCUAGGGGUCCUGAAACCCAACCAGAGGUAACAGAGAGCACACCUGUGCAGCCUGUGCAUGAGGUUGUACCCAGGAGAAACUCUGAGAUUGAAGAGCUGAAAGCCAUCAUCGAAAAUUUGCAGGAAAACCAGGAACAAUUACAGAAGGAUAAAGCAGAAGAAAUUGAACAGCUCCAUGAAGUCAUUGAGAAGCUGCAGAGUGAGCUGAUUCUCAUGGGGCCCAAGUUGCAUGAACUCAGUGAUCAUCAGGGUAGCAGUCUCCACACCGAGCUGUCCUGCCUCCAUGCAGAAGGCCAGCAUGGACAGGCACUACGGAAUGAGCUGGAGGCGGCACAGGCAGCCAAGGAAGUCUUUGGCCAGCUUCUGGCAGAGCAGGCACACGGACACAGCCAAGCCCUGGAGGAAUUGCAGCAGCGUCUGCAAGAUGCAGAGGAGGUCGCUGCAAGACGCUUGGCAGAACUAGAACAUUGUGUGGCCCUCAGAGAAGCUGAGGCUGAAGGCAUGGCCUCCCGGAUCCAAGAAUUUGAAGCUCUCCUGAAGGCAAAGGAAGCAAUCAUUGUACAGAGAGAUCUGGAAAUUGAUGCCAUAAACAGGUGGAAAAUGACCCAUUCCCUUGAGCUGGAGACCAUCCUUUUGGCUUUGACACACUUCCGUCAUGCCCUGGAACAGCAGACCCUUGCCACCCCAGACGAGCCUCCUGAGCUACAGCAGCUGCGAACACAGUGCGCUCGCCUCAGCCAGCAGCUGCAGGUGCUGCACCAGCGUUUCCUGAGGUGCCAGAUGGAGCCAGACCAGCAGCAGGCCCCCGUAGCUCCAGCUGACUGCUCGUACCUUUGUGCAGAUGCACAGACUAAACGUGAUGGUCAGUUGGCACAGGACAGUGUCAGCAUGGAGCUGGCCUUGGCCCCCCACAGCUCGGCUCCACAGGACAAUCUACAGUCUGCCAAAGUCCUUGUGACACCCAAGGAUGCCAGCCUCUACAAGCCCGAAAGUGUGAUGUCAGUGCUCGCGGUCUGCCAGAGGCAGCUGGAGACGGAGAUGCUUUUAAUGAAAAAUGCAAUGCACUUGAGCAUGGAGGAGGACUGCGAGGUUCCCAAAGGGAUGCAGGCUAAGGAGCAGCGACUGGAAGAUUGUCAGCUGGGCAGUGGGAACCUCGUUGUCCAGGUGAAACAACUGCAGGAGAAACUGCACCGCUUGGUGCAUUCCAUGGCCUCGAGAGACACCAGCCUGGAAAACCCUAAAUUACAGCGGCCAAGCCUGUCAGAAAACGGCUCAAGUCGUCAUAAUGAUGAAGAAAGCAAUGCGUCACCUCCCGUCGCUAAAACCACGUGGGAUGUAAUUGAUGCUAUUAAAAAUCAGGAUUUGUUGGCCCAAGUUGAAAUGCCAAGUUUUCCCCCUCAGGAACUGUUAACACCACAAGGAGGACCUCUUGGUGUGCACAGUGACUCCCUCCACACUGAGGAGGCUGAGCCCCAGAAGGACCCCGUGAGGGCACUGGACCUGUCUUCCUGGAGCUCCCCUGAGGUCCUCCGGAAGGACUCAACCCUCGAGCCCCAGCACAGCUUCUCCCUGACACCCCGCACAGGUACAGUGAGCCUGCGCAGUGUGGACACCUCCUCCCAAGACUGGACAGACUCACUGCUGCCGGCCGAUGCGGCAGGGCUGCUUUGUUACCCGGGCAAGUCAGCAACAGCACAGUCCCCGCUGUGGGUGGUGGCUCCUUCAGCUGAGGACCACCGUGUGGAGAGGCCAGCUACGGAGAAGGAUGUCAAAGACUUUAUCGUAACAUCUUUUGAUUCUCAAGAACUGUUAACAUCCCCUCAUGAGUUAGCAAGAAGAAGUGAUGGGAGCGGGAAAAGCGAUGGCCCGAGCAGUGGUAUGAUGCCGACUUCGGGCUCAGGGGGAUCCGAGACUCCCCCCACUGGCCCUGUGGCUGCUGCUGCUCUACCUUUCUCCAGAAGGUUUGUACAGUCCCCAGGAGCAAUGAAGGAGAAGGAAAUCCACGCAAAGCAUAUGAAGGCUUUGCUGCAGAUGGUAUUUGAUGAGAGCCACCAGAUACUGGCCUUGUCAGAGAGCCAUGACCUCCCUAAUCCACUGAGCAAGGGUGAACCACGUGACCCCCUGGAUGGCCUCGCAAGGGACAGGCAGGCCCUUUUGGAGGUGACAGCUGACAGAGGAGAGAAGGAGCCUUCGGAAGCACACCUUGCAUGGAGUGUGGAGCUUCUGCGGGCCAUACAGGAAGUGUUUACCAGGGAGCAGGAGAACACUGAGCUGCAGUCUAGAUCCUACGGCUUGGACCUGGGAGAUUAUAAUGCCCUGUUCAGGAGGCUGGAGAAGGUUAUUCAAGAGCAGGGAGACCUGCAGAAGGUCCAGGGACACCUGUGUCUGCCCGAAAGGAGCAGCCUGCUAUCCGAGAUUCAAGCCCUGCGUGCCCAGCUCCGCAUGACACACCUGCAGAACCAAGAGAAGCUGCAGCAGUUGUGUGCGGCCCUGACAAGCACGGAGUCCCGCGGGAGCCAGCGGGAGCACCAGCUCCGAAGGCAAGUUGAACUGCUGGCAUACAAAGUUGAGCAGGAGAAGUGCAUAGCCAACGACUUACAGAAAACCCUGAACAAAGAACAGGAGAAGGCGAGUGACGCCCGGAAGCUCCUCAUGGUGGAACAGAGUGCAGUACAGGAUUUGAAGUCAGAGCUGCACGCGUGUAAGCAGGAGAACACACGGCUGUUGGAGUCCCUGGACAAGGUGCAGCAGGAAGUCCUGCGUCUCAGAGCCAUGCUCGACGGCAAGGAGAAUGAACUGAAGGUGAUACUGGAGGAGCUGGAGUGCGAGCGUGGAAAGGAGCGAGCCCUUCAGGCCCAGCAGGAGGAGCAGCACCUGCGGCACCUGCAGAGGGAAGGCCAGAGCUCCAGGGCCCUGGAGGAGUUAAAAAUGACUUUGGAGAAGCAGCGUGCUCAAAAUAACCAACUAUGCAUCGCUUUGAAACACGAGCGUGUGGCCAAGGACAACCUGCAGAAGGAGCUGCAGAUCGAGUCCUCCCGCUGUGAAGCCUUGCUGGCGCAGGAGAAGGGCCAGCUUUCUGAACUGCAGAAGAGCCUAGAAGCCGAGAGGAGCCGCUCCCUCGAGCUCUCAGAGGCCCUACAGCACGAGCGGCUCCUGACCGAGCAGCUGAGCCGCAAUGCGCAGGAAGCCUGUGCCCGCCAGGAGACGCAAGUGCAGCAUGCCUUAUUGCGGAAGCUGAAAGCAGAGAAGGCGCGUGCCUUGGAACUGGAGAGCAUGCUCGAAAAGGUGCAGAAACAGGCUGCACACACACAGCAGCAACUGGAGUCUCAGGCUCAGGAGCGCUGUGUAGAGCUCAGGAAGGAGAAGGAGGUAAGUGGCAACCUGAGAUCAGCCGUGGAUGCCCUGCAGACCCACAAGCAGGAGCUGGAAUGCUGGCUGGAGAGAGAGAGGGAGAAGGCAGCUUGGCUACAGGCAGAAUUAGAACAGUUAUCCACAAGAGUGAAAGAGCAAGAAGGCCGCAAGGAUGCAAGGAGGAUGGAGAGGAGGUCAAGCCGAGCAGACGUGGGAGCGCAGAAGUGGCAGACAGACAAGGAGAAGCUGCGGGAGUUAGAAUUACAGCGCCAACGUGAUGAGCAUAAAAUCGAGCAGCUUCAGCGGGUGGUGAGAGAGUUGAGGUGGAAAGAGAAGGUCCCUGGGGGAGAUGGCCCUUGCCGGAGCUCCCCCCGCCUGAGCUCUCUGGAGCCGGACCGUGUCCAGGAACAGCAGCAGGAGCUGGAGAGGAUACGGCAGCAGCUGCUGUGUGCAGCGGGGCUCCUCACAGGCUUCACCAACCACACUGUGGACAGGACAAUUAAAGAUUGGACAUCAUCAAACGAGAAGGCGGUGUCAUCCUUAAUGCGUACUCUUGAGGAACUGAAGUCUGAACUAAGCAUACCUACCUCCUCUAAGAAAAAGAUGGCUGCAGAACUCCAGGUCCAGCUCAUGAAUGAACUGCUGAGAGACAACGAUGCCCUUACAAAAGCUGUCAGCAUGGCAACCCAGGAGAAGGCGGAGCUGUGCAGGACGGUGUCCCGGCUGGAGAAGACCCUGAAACACCACACACAGAAGGGCUGCCUGCUCAGUAGGCAAAGCAAGUCUUCAUGCAAGCAAGAUGGGUCGGUUCUUCAGAGUCCUCUACGACACUCAGAUCCAGAGUGGCACACCACGGCUACAAGUAUGGAAGCAAAUACCUGCAAUACCAAGAUGGAGAAACUGUACCUGCAUUAUCUGAGAGCAGAGAGCUUUAGAAAAGCUCUCAUUUACCAAAAGAAGUAUCUCCUGCUGCUGAUUGGUGGAUUCCAGGACUCUGAACAGGAAACGCUCUCCAUGAUUGCUCAUCUGGGAGUAUUUCCUUCCAAAGCAGACAAGAAAAUGUCUACGUCGCGUCCUUUCACAAAGUUCCGCACCGCUGUGAGGGUCGUCAUCGCCAUACUGAGGUUGCGAUUUCUGGUUAAGAAAUGGCAAGAAGUGGAUCGGAGAGGAGCGCUAAUACAUGGCAGAAGCACCCGCCAAGGACAUCGAAUGUCCCGGAGACAGCAUUCUCCAUCAGAAACCAGAGCGUCCCUGCCAACCAGAGAAGUUUCCUCGGGCCACAUCAAGGACUCUAGACACAGCCUCAGAUCCUCAGCAAUAGUACCGCUGGGCAAGGCGGAAAGAUCAACUUCGUCACCAAAUUCACGGCUAGAAAGAUCCCUGAGUGCUUCUCAAGAUCCAGAACAUUCCUUGACAGAAUAUAUUCAUCAUUUGGAAAUGAUCCAGCAGAGACUUGGGGGAUUACCAGCAGAUUCUACUCAGAAAUCCUGCCACCAGAAGAUUAAACAAUGAAUAAAGUCUUGUGGCUCUUACCCUGUGACAGUUGUAUCUGAGGAGAGAUGGUUUUCCUAAGGAAAGCUCAUGGUAUGGUCUGGGAGCCGCCGCGUGUUUUCACCUCAACACACUGCUAAGUGGAGCAGUUUUUGCUCCUUCCCUCCUCCCAGUGAGCAAUGGCGGUGUUGUACUCUGUGCCUAUUGAUGGAGCCUCUGCCUCUUCCAUGUCAGAAGUGGAGAGUAGUUCCAGUUGUUUAUUUUCUUAACGCGUAAGGAUGGAAAGUUCAUUUGAAAAUGAACACAUAGGAAGGAAAGAAUAAAUUUUGGAAGGAAAGAAUAAAGUUUAAGUACUAUUGUUUUA
This is a messenger RNA of Mesocricetus auratus (golden hamster), 10026 nucleotides long. It is a transcript of the gene Pcnt, whose product is annotated as pericentrin. The record is from RefSeq and is a predicted model, not a curated record. Lineage: Eukaryota; Metazoa; Chordata; Mammalia; Rodentia; Cricetidae. The coding region runs from base 108 to 9683 and encodes 3191 amino acids. Gene Ontology annotation, molecular function: molecular adaptor activity. Gene Ontology annotation, biological process: signal transduction. The transcript is spliced from 46 exons.